CUUAGAACCAACGUCGAAAAGUAUAGAAGGGAAUAAAGGACACCUUUUCAGACAUAAUUACAGUCGAAAUGAAACUAAGACGCGGUUCAUUAUUAUCUUUCUUGUGUCUGCUUGUUAACGUGCAAGAUGCAUUCAGUAAGAAACAGUCAAUAAUGGAGGCGAAUGACCCAUGGAAGUUUGAAGAGGAUACGAAACAUGUAAUUCCUGAUACUUCCGGGGCAACUUUUGGAAGUAUUAAAGAUGUGAAUGAACUUCUAUCACCAUUACUGAAAGAUUUAACUGAAAAAUCUGAUUAUAUGCGCUUCUAUCGAUUAAAUUUAUUCAACAAGGAAUGCAAAUAUAAAAUGGAUGAUAAUGUUUUUUGUGGAAGUAAUGCCUGUAAUGUGUUGGUUACAGACGAGAAUAAUGUUCCAGAGAUCUGGAGCUCGAAAGCACUUGGAAAGCUUGAAGGAUUUAUGCCGGAGCUUUCGCGACAAAUCGUUGAGUCGGACCAAUCUGUGAUGGAAAACGUUGAAAAAAUCUCGCAAUCAUGUCUCUUGGAACGACUCGAUGAUCAGGACCGUCAAUACUGUUAUGUAGAUAAUGAAUUGGAUAGUGGAUGCGUGUAUGUUUCUCUGUUGGACAAUCCAGAGAGGUUUACUGGAUAUGGAGCUCCGCACGCUACUAGGAUUUGGGAAAUGAUUUACAAUGAAUGUUUACCAGACACCUUUGAACCUACGGUUGAUUUCCCUACUCUCUUUACUCAAGGUUCUUUGGCUCCCUCUUCAAUUUCUCAAGAACAGGUGUUGAAGGAACGCAUGGAGUUGUGGACUCACGAGCAACGUGUGUUCUAUCGGGUACUUUCGGGCAUGCACACCAGUAUUUCUACUCACUUGUGUUAUAAUUACCUUAAUCAAUCAACCGGAGUUUGGGGACCAAACAUAAAUUGUUUCAAAGAAAAGGUUCUUUCGCAUCCAGAAAGAAUUGAGAAUUUGUAUUUUGCUUACUCUUUGCUUCUUAGAGCUAUGGAUAAGUUAAAUGGACACUUGGAUGCACUCACAUUUUGUCAUGAUAGUGCAUUGCAAGAUACUGAAGUCCGUCAUAAAGUUCGUGAUUUGGUCGACACCGUGAAUCAAUACCCUCGGUACUUUGAUGAGUCAGUUUUGUUUAGUGGUGAGCCUGAGCUUUCCUCUGCAAUGAAAAAGGAAUUCAGAGAACAUUUCCGUACUGUGUCGGCUUUAAUGGACUGUGUUGGUUGUGAACGUUGUCGUUUGUGGGGCAAAAUCCAAACAAAUGGAUUUGGUACAGCUUUGAAGAUUCUAUUCGAAGUGUCAGAUGUGGAGAAUGAAAUCGAUCAAUUUGAGAGCACUUCUUUUCCUCUACAAUUACGUCGUUCUGAGAUUGUUGCUUUGGUAAACACCUUCGAUCGACUUUCCCGCUCGAUUGACUAUAUUCAGAAAUUCCAUGAGUUGCAUAUUGAGCAGCACCAACCCGAGCCCCUGUUUCGGAAAUUUUUGAAUAAUAUGAAACGAUUUGUGUAUCAGUAUGUACCUGAGGUUUUCCAUCCAUUUUUGAAAAAGACCUACAAUGUUGCACGAAUUGUUUAUCACGAUGUUUGGAUGGAGUUGGAAGUUGUAUUGGAAGGAUUCCGUUAUGUCUUGUCUAGUUAUCUGCAGAUGCCGAAGAUGAUUAACUUUUACUUCUUUUCUAGUCAAAGUCCUUUGUUGAAUUAUAUAAGCGAGUCUAUUAGACAACGUAUUCCUAGUGGGUGGCUGUCCUAGGAAAGGUCUGUCGAUUUUGUGUAUCGUUUGGGGAAGUAACGAAGAAUUAUGAAAAGUUAAUAUCUGGACCCCUUUUAAAAAAGGAUAGCCGAUGUGCGCUCACACAUCUAUGGUUGUACACGAUAGGAAAAAGGUGAUUUCUUGAUGGAAGAUACUAGAUGUGCAAGAAUGAUGAUGAAAAGUGGUCAGUAAAUGAAACUCCUCAUAGAUUAUUUUAGCAUUAGAUGGUAAUGAAAAAUAUGCAUUUUUUUGAUUUAAGUAUA
Schizosaccharomyces octosporus yFS286 is the source of this 2023-nucleotide messenger RNA. RefSeq names its product ER oxidoreductin Ero1b. The record is from RefSeq and is a predicted model, not a curated record. The coding region runs from base 69 to 1760 and encodes 563 amino acids. The transcript has a single exon. Gene Ontology annotation, biological process: protein folding in endoplasmic reticulum. Gene Ontology annotation, cellular component: endoplasmic reticulum membrane; endoplasmic reticulum. NCBI's taxonomy places the organism in Eukaryota, Fungi, Ascomycota, Schizosaccharomycetes, Schizosaccharomycetales, Schizosaccharomycetaceae. Gene Ontology annotation, molecular function: protein-disulfide reductase activity; thiol oxidase activity; FAD binding.